GGGAGGGAGAGAGAAGAGAAGAAUCUAAAAAGGAAGCAACAUUUCUAUUUCCUCUUCUUCAUCACUUGAAUCCACCAAGUCCUUCUCCUCACACACAUAAAAACAAAUAUCCUCCACUUCUUCUACCCCCAGCAGUAGAACAAGAGGUGCCGGAGCAAGUUUCGUCACGCCGGAACGAUGACCGGCGGCGGAUCCACGGGGAGGUUGCCGACGUGGAAGGAGAGAGAGAACAACAAGAGGAGAGAGAGAAGACGAAGAGCGAUUGCAGCUAAGAUCUACACUGGCCUUCGAGCCCAGGGGAACUACAAGCUUCCAAAGCACUGCGACAACAACGAGGUCCUGAAAGCUCUCUGCGCCGAAGCUGGCUGGAUCGUGGAAGAAGAUGGCACAACUUAUCGAAAGGGAUGUAAGAGACCCACGAGUGAGAUUGGAGGAACACCACUGAACUUAAGCGCGUGUUCUUCCAUUCAGGCAAGUCCACAAUCCUCGUCAUACCCGAGUCCUGUACCAUCCUACCAUGCUAGCCCAACCUCUUCCUCGUUCCCAAGCCCCACGCGCAUUGACGGAAACCACCCUUCUUCCUUUCUCAUCCCAUUCAUCCGCAACAUAACUUCCAUCCCCGCCAACCUCCCUCCUCUCAGGAUAUCCAACAGCGCCCCCGUCACCCCACCUCUUUCUUCUCCCCGAAGCUCAAAGCGCAAGGCGGAUUUCGACUCCCUCCGCCACCCUCUUUUUGCCACCUCCGCCCCGUCCAGCCCCACGCGCCGCCACCACGUUGCCACCUCCACCAUCCCGGAGUGCGACGAGUCCGACGCCUCCACCGUGGACUCCGCCUCGGGCCGCUGGGUUAGUUUCCAGGUUCAGACGACGAUGGUGGCUGCGGCGGCGGCUGCUCCUCCUUCGCCUACCUUUAACCUCAUGAAGCCCGCGAUGCAGCAGAUCGCUGCCCAGGAAGGCAUGCAGUGGGGUUCUGUUGCCGAGAGAGGCAGAGGAGGCUCCGAUUUUGACUUCGAGAAUGGCAGAGUGAAACCCUGGGAGGGUGAGAGAAUACACGAGGUUGGAAUGGAUGAUUUGGAGCUUACUCUAGGAGUUGGAAAGGCUUGAUUUGAUGAUGCUAUUGAAAUCAUCCCUUGCUUGGAUCUGCUACUACCCUCAGGGCAAUUGGUUCUUGUUAUGCUUAAUUUCUCUAUAUUUUUCCUUUUAUGUGUACAGUUUUUCAUUUAUAUAGCAGUUGUUAGGUGUUACAUUACUUGGAAUUUGACUUCAUUGUAAUGCCUUGUUAAUUGUUGGAAAGGUUGCAUUUGAAGCAAUCUUUGUGCAAGUGUUUUGAGACUCUUCAAUCUUGACUUACUAAGACCAGGGGAAACGAGGUCAUAUUCUUAAUUA
Molecule: messenger RNA, 1386 nt
Organism: Glycine soja
Lineage: Eukaryota; Viridiplantae; Streptophyta; Magnoliopsida; Fabales; Fabaceae
Product: BES1/BZR1 homolog protein 2-like
Exons: 2
Coding region: 178-1104 (308 amino acids)
Biological process (GO): DNA-templated transcription; brassinosteroid mediated signaling pathway
Molecular function (GO): DNA-binding transcription factor activity
Source: RefSeq, a predicted model, not a curated record